Molecule: messenger RNA, 1173 nt
Organism: Xenopus laevis (African clawed frog)
Lineage: Eukaryota; Metazoa; Chordata; Amphibia; Anura; Pipidae
Gene: crem.S
Product: cAMP responsive element modulator S homeolog
Exons: 3
Coding region: 488-793 (101 amino acids)
Biological process (GO): regulation of DNA-templated transcription; regulation of transcription by RNA polymerase II
Cellular component (GO): ATF4-CREB1 transcription factor complex; nucleus; transcription regulator complex
Molecular function (GO): DNA binding; sequence-specific DNA binding; DNA-binding transcription factor activity
Source: RefSeq, a predicted model, not a curated record
GUCUAAUAGAAGUAAAUAUAAGCAACAUAGACGCUGUGACUCCGCUGCAGCCGCUGAGGCUCAUGGGAGUUGUAGUCCAUCAAGCAAAACUUCUGUUUCUGAGCUGUGGAUUCCCGGCGUAGUCGAUCCAAGUUCUAAUCGUCGUUUGCUGCUAUUUCCAGUGCACAUGACGUCAGCGGAGGGUGUGACUGCUCGGGGCGCUCCUCCCCUCUCCUGAAAUGGUUCAUUCUUCGGCCGCUAAGUGAGUUAAAGGGACUGACGUCAUGUGGUUUCCUGGAAUCGGGUUACAGCGGGGGAAUGGAAACGUUACACUCCAAACAAGAUGCACAUUGACGUCAGCAGAGCCUCGCGGUGUGAUUGAGUCUGAUUCAUUCCCUGCUCCCGGGGCUGCUGCACAUUCCCCUCUCAGGCUUCACAGCAGACUUGUCUCUGGCCUGGGACACUGUCCAUGCGUGUUGCUUAGGCUGCUGCCACUUACUUUGGGAAGAUGUGGGCCACAGGAGACAUGCCUGCAUAUCAGAUCCGCUCCCCAGCUUCUUCAUUACCCCAAGCAGUUGUGGUGACUCCAAGUACAAACAACCUGGAUAAUCCUCCGAUGAUGGCAGAAGAAACUACCCGGAAAAGGGAGUUACGGCUAUUUAAAAACCGGGAAGCUGCCCGUGAGUGCCGUAAAAAGAAAAAGGAAUAUGUGAAAUGCCUUGAAAAUCGCGUUGCCGUACUGGAAAACCAAAACAAGACUCUGAUCGAGGAACUGAAGGCCCUCAAAGAUCUCUACUGUCGAGAAACAGAUUGACCUUUCCUUCUGGUUUUGGACUCAUUAACAAUUUGCCUGGCAGAGAUAUGACCUUUGGGCUCCAAGCAAGUCUGGAGUAUUGAUUCAGAGCGCGAAUCACAAUUUCAUGUUCAAGUUCGAUUGUUUUACGUUAUCAUUUGCGUGCACGUUUUUAGCAUCUUGGCUUCUACUUUCUCAGGGAAGCAGAGACUGGCAAGAGUAUAUCACUUUCACCGCAGGCUGGAGUAGUGAUUCUAGAAGCUCAGAAAAGGAAACUGCUAAAAGCUUUAAGUGACCUACAGAUUCAACAGACAGAUAGACAGAUAGACAGAUAGAUAGAUGAUAGAUAGAUGAUAGAUAGAUAGAUAGAUAGAUAGAUAGAUAGAUAGAUAGAUAGAUAG